AUGGCAACGGAAACAGAUGUCGGUAAUGCCGCCGUACAGCUUGAGAUGCAAGAAGCUCUCGAUACCACCAAUAAGCUGCAGAAGAGGAACAUUUCCUUCAGCAUUUGGCCGCCGUCGCAACACACACGCGAUGCCGUCAGAAAGGGCCUUGUCGACACCCUUUCCACCACUUCGAUCCUCUCUAAACAUUAUGGCAUUGUACCGACAGAAGAAGCCACCGUUGUCGCCGAACUUAUAGAGGAUGAGGCCUUCGUUGUCGCUUCCGCCUCCGCCUCCUCCGCCUCUGCUGAAGAUGACGACAUCGAGGUCCUUCAGGCUUACUCAAAAGAGACAAGCAAACGGAUGCUUGAUCACAUGAAAUCCAGAUCCGCUCCGCCGGAAACAACGUCGACGUUGGAGGAAGAGAGCUGUGUGACCACCGCCAAUUCUGCUUCUAACGAUGAUGAAAGCUCUACGGUCGAAGUAGCUGAAUCUCAAACUAUUUGA
Molecule: messenger RNA, 486 nt
Organism: Lactuca sativa (garden lettuce)
Lineage: Eukaryota; Viridiplantae; Streptophyta; Magnoliopsida; Asterales; Asteraceae
Source: RefSeq, a predicted model, not a curated record